This is a messenger RNA of Microsporum canis CBS 113480, 3024 nucleotides long. RefSeq lists its product as uncharacterized. The transcript is spliced from 6 exons. The coding region runs from base 1 to 3024 and encodes 1007 amino acids. The record is from RefSeq and is a predicted model, not a curated record. Lineage: Eukaryota; Fungi; Ascomycota; Eurotiomycetes; Onygenales; Arthrodermataceae.
AUGGCGGGCCUCGAUCACAUUGCUAGCUCGCUCUCUCAAGACGAGAUUCCCUUCAAGCUGCGGUGCGCCAUCUGCAGCAAGCUCGCCUGGAACGCCUUCAGGCUGCCCUGCUGUGACCAAGCGAUAUGCGAAGGCUGCCAAACGUCUCUCCCCUCCAGCUGCCCCGUGUGCGAUCACAGCCCUCUUGACGCUGAACUCUGCAAGCCGAACAAGGCUCUCCGCACUACCUUAAAGGCAUUUCUGCGGACUGAGGAGAAGAAACGCGAGAAGAGCAGACCUACACAGGACUCUACUCCUCCGGCUUCUACCCCUGCCGAGAAGACAGACACUCCUGCUGAGCCAGAACAGACGCAGGCCACAGCUGGUGCCGCCACCGCCGAUGUGGCCGACCCUGCACCAGCCAGCCAUGUCACCGCUGCAGCUGAUGGCCAGAAUGACGUGAAUGGCAGCCAACAACCCGCCAGUGGAGAAAAUCCAGAGUCACGGGUUGGGAAUGACAUCAAAGACGACAAGGAGACGAACUCGAACAAGGCCAGUGAAUCGCAGAGCACUGAACCUGCCACGGCCGAACCUGAAGCUCCUCCUCCCGCCUCGACGGCUGGCGUGGAGGACGGCGCUGCCGCAACGUCGGAUGCCAACCUGCAGGAAGGAGGGUAUACCAAUGGAUUCGGGCAGAUGGGCUGGAACGGAGUCGGGGACCUCAACCAAGGAAUGCCCUUCAUGGCAAAUGGGAUGGUCAUGCCCCAAAACCCGAUGGGAGUCCCCGGUAUGUUUGGCAUGGGCAUGGAUCCGAUGACCGCGGCUCAGGGAAUGUUUACUGGCUACGGGAUGAAUAUGAAUGGGAUGAAUAAUAACAUGGGCAUGAUGAUGAAUUCCGGUGCUGGGCAAGGAAUGUAUGGAUCAUGGGAUGGUCAGAACAACAUGUGGAAUGGUGGCCCAGAUAACUUCAAUGGAAUUGCAUUCCCUAAUCGCAUGGGUGCCGACUUUGGCCCUACUCCUGGAGUUGGUGGAUAUAAUAUGUUACAGUCACAGUCACAACCUCACCAAAAAUUUCCUCACCUGCAUCAGCAACAGAAGUUUCCUAGCAAUGAUUUUCAAAACUCAUAUGGUCUCUACGGUCGCGGUGCUGGCCCUGUUGCCGGGCGAGGAGGGCGAGGAUUUGGCCCUGCUGGCCGUGGCCGCGGCUAUCAUGCUGCCAACAGCUAUCAAGGUAACCAUUUGUCCCCUAACAUGGGCGGCUUUCAGCGCCUUAACCAGCCUCAGUUCCAGCAGCAGCAGCAGCAGCAGCAGUUUUUCAAUGGUGUUCCAGACCAGCCGCAGGCUCAGGUGAAUGAUAGCCUCUGCCCCGGCGGCGAGGAGGAGAUGAGAGAGAAUCAGCCAAAGGGGGAAGAGACCGAGUCUACUGCACAAAAACCUCAGACUGACGGCGAGGCAGCGAAUGAAGCUACGGUCGUGCCAACCGCAGACCAACCUGCAAAUACACAGGCAGAAAACACGACGACUACUACAACGGCUACUACAGCCAAUGGGACUGGCGAUGCUGCUCCCUCGUCUGCUGCCACCGGACAUACUAACCCCAUCCCUAGUUAUUCUAGCACCCCAGCCUUUGGCGGAGGCGGCAGAUAUCAUGGAAACGCAGUCGGUAUACAGUCGGCACCAUAUGUGAAUGGAAUAUCUAACGGAAUUCCCAACGGCAUAUCUAAUAGCCAGCUGCCUCCAAGUAACCCCAUGGCCAUGAAUGGCCUACGGGCACCGGGACUGGGGCCGGGUCCGGGGGUCGCGGGGGCUCCAGCUGCGCCUCGAGCCAUGAGAGAAGGCCUGCCGAAUACAAGCACUCGUAACAUCAGGGCUUUCACUCACAGUCGGACGGUAUCUAUCAGCCAGCCAUCCAUCAAGGAAUCACAGAGAUUAUCCCGUGCUAAUCCAUUCAAAUUUUACGGCUACAGUUCAUCACCGACCAAGCGUGAUGCAGAACAGGAUGCACCGGUCCCAAGAUCUAGGUCUAGGUCGAAGUCCCAGCCAAGGUCUGGGUCGAGGUCAAGAUCCAAGUCACCUUCGCGCUAUAGGUCUCGACACCAUCGCUACCGUAGCCCUUCAGCUGGUCCUACGCAAAGUGAAGACGAGAGAAGACGGGAACGGCGCAAUAAACGCGCUCGUCGUGAUGAUAAUGAUAGGGAGCCUGAUACCAAUGACGGUAGGCGGGCUACUUCUCGAAUUCGUUCGCUUUCCCCGUCCGCGGAUCCCAAAUCCUCAUCAUAUCGCAGCAGACGGGACCGAGAGCGUGACGACAGCUCUUCAAAACGCUCUCGUCGCCGUCGCAGUCGUAGCCCAAGCAGACGGGAUAGCAGAGUCAUUGAUAUUUCUGAUAAAAGUGACCCUGGGCUCUCUAUAAAAGGCACUUCGUCACAUCGACGGGAGAAACAUAGGCCUCGUGAAGAUGCCGACGAUACCGGGGACGACCGUCACAGGCAGAGAGAUAAAGGCCGUGACCGUCAUCGUGAGCGUGAGCGGGACAGAGACCGUGAUCGGGACAGAGAAAGGGACAGAGACAGGGAUCGAGACAGGGACCGAGACAGGGACCGAGAUAGAGACAGAGACAGAGACAGAGACAGAGACCGCCGUGACCGUAAAAGGUCUCGCCGUGAUUACUCCGAGUCUCGAGAUGACGAUGAAUACAACGAUCGUCGCUCCCGUCGCCCCCGGCAUGAAGAUGACGGUGAACAAGCAGGUAAAGACAAGGGAGCCGCGGCAACCGAGCAGUCUAGAUCAGGCAGCUCGUCGAAGAAAGGAACGGGAGCCGAAAAGGAUCCCCAUACCCUUGAACGAGAGGCUCGAAACAGAGAACGGCUCCUCAAGGAACAGCAGCGGCGAGAGGCCGUCAACGCCGACCGUGAUGGCAAGGGAAGCGGCCGUCGUCGUGAUGCUAAGCUUGACCGCAAUCUACUGGGGAGAAAACUGAGCUACAAGUAUGAAGAUGAACUUGGUGACCAUGAGCGGGAGCGGGAGUCGGUUCGGUGGACCUGA